Messenger RNA from Cervus elaphus (red deer), 2655 nucleotides. RefSeq names its product transmembrane protein 145 (gene TMEM145). The transcript is spliced from 15 exons. The coding region runs from base 59 to 2083 and encodes 674 amino acids. Gene Ontology annotation, biological process: response to pheromone; G protein-coupled receptor signaling pathway. NCBI's taxonomy places the organism in Eukaryota, Metazoa, Chordata, Mammalia, Artiodactyla, Cervidae. The record is from RefSeq and is a predicted model, not a curated record.
CCAAACUGAGGGGAGGUCAGAACAGAGCUGGGGCCAGGGGGUUGUGGGUCAUCCUGAGAUGGCAGCCUGGAGGAGGAUGCUCGAACUGGGGGAAUGCAUUGGAGUUCAUUUUAGGACACCGGGAGCCCGAGGUAUCAAGGAGACACCCCAUGGGGAGUACUGGGGCUGGAGAGGGGUGGUGCGGAUGGGAAAGGGGCGGCCCCUCCCACGGCGAUUGGGAAGGGACCUGGCCGGGUCAUUCCGGAGGAGAAGGCAGGGAGCGCGGUGCCCAGCGGCCCCUUUAAUCGGGGCCGCGCGCCAGCCGGCCCGCGCGCUCUCGCCGCCGUCGCCGGGCCGGAGUGGGAGCGGGAGCGGAACCCGGGCCGGGGCCGGGGCCGGAGCGGGUGGAAUGGAGCCCCCGCGCGCGCCCGCUCUGCGCCGCCUGCUGCCGCCGCUGCUGCUCCUGCUGCUGCCGCUGCCCCCCCGCGCCCGGGCCAAGUACGUGCGGGGCAACCUCAGCUCCAAGGAGGACUGGGUGUUCCUGACGAGAUUUUGCUUCCUCUCGGAUUACGGCCGACUAGACUUCCGUUUCCGAUACCCUGAGGCCAAGUGCUGUCAGAACAUCCUCCUCUAUUUUGAUGACCCAUCCCAGUGGCCAGCCGUGUACAAGGCAGGGGACAAGGACUGCCUGGCCAAGGAGUCAGUGAUCAGGCCAGAGAACAACCAGGUCAUCAACCUCACUACCCAGUAUGCCUGGUCAGGCUGUCAGGUGGUGUCAGAGGAGGGAACUCGCUACCUGAGCUGCUCCAGUGGCCGCAGCUUCCGCUCGGUGCGUGAAAGGUGGUGGUACAUUGCGCUCAGCAAGUGUGGCGGAGAUGGGCUGCAGCUGGAGUAUGAGAUGGUCCUCACUAACGGCAAGUCCUUCUGGACACGGCAUUUCUCUGCUGAUGAGUUUGGGAUCCUGGAGACUGAUGUGACUUUCCUCCUCAUUUUCAUCCUCAUCUUCCUCCUCUCCUGUUACUUUGGAUAUUUGCUGAAAGGUCGUCAGCUGCUUCACACGACUUAUAAAAUGUUCAUGGCUGCAGCAGGAGUGGAGGUCCUAAGCCUCCUAUUUUUCUGCAUCUACUGGGGCCAGUAUGCCACGGAUGGCAUUGGCAACGAGAGCCUGAAGAUCCUGGCCAAGCUGCUCUUCUCCUCCAGCUUCCUCAUCUUCCUGCUGAUGCUGAUCCUUCUGGGGAAGGGAUUCACGGUGACACGGGGCCGCAUCAGCCACUCGGGCUCGGUGAAGUUGUCUGUCUACAUGACCCUGUACACUCUCACCCACGUGGCGCUGCUCAUCUACGAGGCUGAGUUCUUUGACCCGGGCCAGGUCCUGUACACCUAUGAGUCGCCAGCGGGCUACGGGCUCAUUGGGCUGCAGGUGGCGGCCUACGUGUGGUUCUCCUAUGCUGUGCUCGUCUCCUUGCGCCACUUCCCGGAGAAGCAGCCCUUUUACGUGCCCUUCUUUGCUGCCUACACCCUCUGGUUCUUUGCAGUUCCGGUCAUGGCCCUGAUCGCCAACUUCGGGAUCCCCAAGUGGGCCCGGGAGAAGAUUGUCAAUGGAAUCCAGUUGGGGAUCCAUCUGUAUGCCCACGGCGUGUUCCUGAUCAUGACGCGCCCCUCGGCGGCCAACAAGAACUUUCCGUACCACGUGCGCACGUCGCAGAUCGCCUCGGCCGGAGCCCCGGGCCCUGGAGGCAGCCAAUCCGCAGACAAGGCCUUCCCGCAGCACGUCUAUGGGAACGUGACGUUCAUCAGCGACUCGGUGCCCAACUUCACGGAGCUCUUCUCCAUACCCCCGCCCGCCUCCUGCGCCGGGAAGCAGGUGGAGGAGACAGCGGUGGUGGCGGCGGCGGCGGCCCCGAGGGGCCGCGUGGUGACCAUGGCCGAGCCGGGCGCGGCCUCCCCGUCCCCUUCCUCUCGGUUCCCCAAGGCGGCCGACCCAAGCUGGGAUGGCCCGACGCCGCCCUACCAGCCGCUCGUGCCCCAGGCAGCGGCGCCGCACACCGGCUUCACCGAGUACUUCAGCAUGCACACGGCCGGGGGCACCGCACCCCCGGUCUGAGCACCCCUGCCCGCCCCUGCCCCAUGGGCCGCGCGCCGGGCCCCGGCCGGGCUCCAGAUCCCCUCUCUCACCCGGCCCCAGGGCUCUGUCAUCCCCGGCCUUGCCAAACCUCCCCACCCCGCGCGCCCAGGUAGGGGUGCGUAGUGUCCUGCUCCCGCCCAGUCCCCCUUUGACUCGUGCCAAACGGUCCCGCGGGAGCCGCUCUCCCCGUCCCCUCCCUCAGCCCCUGCCCCGAGCGGCACCGGAUUCUGGGCUCCCGCUGUUCCGUGACCUCCGGCCCCCUGGCCCCCUCCGAGACCUCUGACUCCGCCGGACCCCGGAACACCAGUGACGAUCGCCGGGACCCUGCCUGAGGUUCUCCAGGAAUCCGCGACCCCGAGCCACUCACUGCUCCCAGGACAGAUACUGUGAAGCUACUCUCGACUCUGAAACCUUCCCCUGGAUCUCUGUGACCUCGGACCCGUACUCUGCCCCCCUAUCUCCAUCCCGGAGGCCUCCCUCAGGUCCUUGGCAGAAAGACUUUUUCCCCUUCUUGCCAAAAUAAAGAGGAUUCGUUGAGUUUUUAUCUUUAA